Molecule: messenger RNA, 515 nt
Organism: Drosophila ficusphila
Lineage: Eukaryota; Metazoa; Arthropoda; Insecta; Diptera; Drosophilidae
Biological process (GO): mitochondrial translation
Cellular component (GO): mitochondrion; mitochondrial ribosome; nucleoplasm
Molecular function (GO): RNA binding
Source: RefSeq, a predicted model, not a curated record
GCGCAAUAGUGCCAUUCGCCGAGAGGGACGCCGUUCAGUGUUGGGCAGCGUUCGUGACGUAACCCUGGAACAGCUGUUUGGGCAGACAAGUUAGAAAUUACGAGAUGCGAGUACCCGGAGCCCUUUUUGCCGCCCGCGGCCGAGCGCCGCAGAGCGAGAAGGACGUGCCCUUCCAGGAGAUUUUACCGCUGCGUCUAAAGAACACCGUGAGCGGGAAGGCGGACUCCGGAGCGGAUGUGGCCUGCCUGCAGGAAAUGGGGGUGCUCUUCGCCUGCCUAAAGGACAACGAGUUCGUGGAGAAGUACUGCCACAAGGAGAUUAGCCAGUUCCAGAACUGCUACAAGUGCUACAUGGACCGCAAGUUCGAGGCCAAGAAGACCGUCAACCAGGGUAUUGUACAGCCGGGCACCAACCUCAACUACAAGCAGCUCAAUAAGUACAUGCGCCGCUACCCCAAUCCUCUCUAGCUUAGAGUCCUUUGAGUCUUUUAAUAAUAUACUAUUUACAAAGUAAAA